AUGGCAUCCCAACCGCCCCAAGAACCAACACCUACAGCAACAUCAACACCCUCCACCUCCGCCUUGGCGUCACUCCCCCCACACCUCGAUCCAACCACAUACCCACGCACCCUCACCUCGCCCACGCACAACAUCCACCUCGAACUGACCUACUCCCCCCUAAACCCGUCGCAGGCGCUCACACACACCUCCUCCCCAGCCGCGGGCGCCAACGUCCUCUUCCUCGGCACAACACGCGACACCUUCGAGGGCCGCGCCGUCUCGCAGCUCAGCUACACGUGCUACCCGCCGCUGGCGCUGAAGACGCUACUGGACAUCGCGACGAAGGCGGCGGAGAAGUUCCGUCUAGAGGGUGUGUAUAUUGCGCAUCGGUUGGGGGUGGUUCCGAUCCAGGAAUCGUCGAUUGUCGUGGCGGUUAGUGCGGGCCAUCGGGGGAUGGCGUGGCGGGCUGGCGAGGAGGUGCUGGAGGAAGUCAAGGCACGGUUGGAGGUUUGGAAGCGGGAGGAGUUUGUGGAUGGGGGGAUGGAGUGGAGGGAGAAUCGGGAGAGGGAUGCGGAGGGGAAGGUGGUGGCUGAGAAGCAGGAGGAGAGGGAGUAG
Messenger RNA from Aspergillus clavatus NRRL 1, 597 nucleotides. Its product is annotated as molybdopterin synthase catalytic subunit. Gene Ontology annotation, cellular component: cytosol. The record is from RefSeq and is a predicted model, not a curated record. The coding region runs from base 1 to 597 and encodes 198 amino acids. The transcript has a single exon. Gene Ontology annotation, molecular function: molybdopterin synthase activity. Gene Ontology annotation, biological process: Mo-molybdopterin cofactor biosynthetic process. Lineage: Eukaryota; Fungi; Ascomycota; Eurotiomycetes; Eurotiales; Aspergillaceae.